Coniosporium apollinis CBS 100218 is the source of this 822-nucleotide messenger RNA. RefSeq lists its product as uncharacterized. The record is from RefSeq and is a predicted model, not a curated record. Bases 1 to 822 code for a protein of 273 amino acids. Lineage: Eukaryota; Fungi; Ascomycota; Dothideomycetes. Gene Ontology annotation, molecular function: ATP binding; asparagine-tRNA ligase activity. Gene Ontology annotation, cellular component: mitochondrion. The transcript has a single exon. Gene Ontology annotation, biological process: asparaginyl-tRNA aminoacylation.
AUGCUCGAAGUCGAGAUGAACUUUGUCGAUACACUCAAUCCUAUCAUGGAUCUCGUUGAAGAUAUGCUCAGGGAUAUCGCUUUACGGCUACAGGACUCAACGGUUGGACAGGAACUCCUAACUUCCAGGUCCAGCUCUUCGAAUGGUGAAGAGGCAAGUGCCGUCACGCAUGAUGUGCUACUCCAGCGGUGGCAAGGCCUGGCCCAAAGGCCUUGGCCGCGUGUUACGUACGCGGAGGCAAUAGCAAGGUUGCAACAGGCAACGUCACAGAAGAAUGUUGUUUUCGAGUUUGAGCCGACUCUGGAGUCUGGACUGCAAGCCGAGCACGAGAGAUUCUUAGCUGAGCACGUUGGACAAGGCAGUCCAGUCUUUGUGACUGAUUACCCUCGCAUUAUGAAACCGUUCUAUAUGGCCCCUUCCAGGCCUACCUCGGGAAACACCGAUCCCGUAUCCACAGUGGCAUGCUUCGAUCUUCUUGUUCCGGACCUUUGUGAGCUCGUCGGGGGUUCCCUACGCGAGCAUCGAUGGUCUGCACUUCACGACGCUAUGGAGAGCCAUGGCCUGCUUAAACCAAAGCGAGUUUUUGGCGAGACACACGACGCAAGCGGUUCAAUCAAUCCCGCAGUGGAAAUGCAGAGUAUCCCUACGCCUUCGACAGAAGUCUCAAGUCUACAGUGGUACCUUGACCUACGCCGUUACGGAAGUGUACCACAUGGUGGGUUUGGGUUAGGCUUCGAUCGCCUGCUGGGCUACCUGUCUGGUGUCUCCAAUCUUCGAGACACCGUAGCUUUUCCAAGAUGGUACAAGCGGUGCGACGCCUAA